Messenger RNA from Rhineura floridana, 1438 nucleotides. RefSeq names its product G protein subunit gamma 2 (gene GNG2). Gene Ontology annotation, cellular component: heterotrimeric G-protein complex. NCBI's taxonomy places the organism in Eukaryota, Metazoa, Chordata, Lepidosauria, Squamata, Rhineuridae. The record is from RefSeq and is a predicted model, not a curated record. Gene Ontology annotation, biological process: G protein-coupled receptor signaling pathway. Gene Ontology annotation, molecular function: G-protein beta-subunit binding. The transcript is spliced from 4 exons. The coding region runs from base 501 to 716 and encodes 71 amino acids.
GUUUCUUUGGGGUUUCGGGCAGUUAAGCAAGCCAGCCAGCCACCCCCUGCUGGCACAGUUGGACAGCCGAAGGGACUGCGAGGGAGAAGCCACAAGCCUCCUCCUGCCGCUCGAAGAGGAAGUGGUCGACGCGCUGCUUCCUGUACAAGGGAGAGAGCAGAUCUCGCACAGCGCAGACUGGGUGGGGACUUGGCUCGGGGAGGCUCGGCUCGGCUCUCCGUCCGUCCAGCUGUUGCUGCUGCUGCCGCCGCCGCUGCUACUGCUGUGUCUGCGAGAGGGGGGCUGGCCACAUCUGGAUCCAGCAGAGGGAACACAGAGAGGAGACUCUUCCGCGUGGACGAGUUGGCGGCAUCCUGAAGCAGGUCACUGAUUACUCUUGAAGGUGGGCAAACUCAGCUUGGAUCGGCGCUGCAGUGAACAUCACAGGAGAGUGUCUGAGGCUGACUUCGGCGCGUUUGAAGGGAGGGGUGAACACCCGCAGACCCACAAGGAAGGCUCAGAUGGCUAGCAACAACACCACCAACAUAGCGCAAGCCAGGAAACUGGUAGAGCAGCUCAAAAUGGAGGCAAAUAUUGACAGAAUAAAGGUAUCCAAAGCAGCAGCAGACUUGAUGGCGUACUGCGAAGCGCACGCCAAGGAAGACCCCUUAUUGACCCCUGUCCCUGCUUCAGAAAACCCGUUUAGAGAGAAGAAGUUUUUCUGCGCCAUUCUGUAAACCUCACAGGAGCCUGACUCCGAUUUGGGCCACCCUGGACACUGAUGUAGAGAUUUUUCAGCAACGUGGGUGUCUUUCCAGAGUCCACCCAAUUUUAAAAAAUCCAAAUGGCCUGGAAGUUUACAGAGAAGCGCAUGAUAUAUAUAUUAAAAAAAAAAGGCUGCCUUCGGGGAAUGAGAUGAUGACGUUGAUCGACAUUGUGAGGCUAAAGAUCUUGGCAUCUGCAGAGUUGUCUGGAGAGGGAGGGGGGAAUGUGUAAAAGAGUAAAUUCAGUGUCCAUUUAAUGCUCUUGCCAGACAAAACCCUUUUGAAUUUUUUUCCCCGAAAACAAAGAGGGUUGUGCAGAGCAAGGUUGCAAAUGAUGCAAAGGGUUCUGUGUAUGUGUAUAUAGAUGGCAUUCUUUUGUUUUGCUUUCUCCCAAAUGUCACAAGGUUAUUUAUGUUCAACUGUAAAAUAAUCGCAACAGGUUAAAUUUAUUCUGAUGUUUCUUAGCGUUGGGUCUUAUGCGUACUUAGCCUAUUUAGAGUAGUGCCACACGAGAAGGGAAACCCAAUUUGCAGCCGCCUGUCAGUCACUUCUUAUCAAGGAUUUAGGUGAGAAUGUGUCAUAGCUUUGGAAGGGCCUAUGAGGCUGUCUUGUGCAUUCCUAACGUAGUUACUACCACUGUUUUCUAACACUUGUAUUUUGUAGCUUUUUGUUCUGCAAGUAAACUGUAUGUUGUG